AUGAGUACACUGACAGAAGUUCCUAUACCGAAUUUUGGUUUCGAUGUUCAUAAUGUUAGUAAGCGGGCUUUAAUGAAGCUUGUACAUGAGAGAAUUUCUAUUAGCGGCCAGUCAGGUAAAAAUGGCAAUCCUGGUAGUGAUGGUGAAUCCGGAAUAUCUGGGCAAGAUGGGUCAAACGGUCGAAACGGUGGUAGAGGUGGUGCUGGUAAGGAUGGAUCUGCCGGUGAACCAGGCCAAUCGGGUACAGAUUCUCGGCACGCGUUAAUUCGAUUAAACGGAACAGUGGAAAACUUAAAUAUGCAACUAAAAAUAUGUAAAACAUCACAUGACUUAUCAGAACAGUCCUUUGGUAUCGACCGAAAUCUCACUCAUUCCCUUCAUGAUGUCAAUUAUGAUUUUAAAUUAGCAAACUCGAAGGAAAUCAUUUUGUUGCAGGCUGUCGGAGGCCAUGGGGGCGAUGGAGGCGUUGGAGGAAAUGGCGGAAAUGGAGGCUCCGGAGGCAAUGGCGAUCGUGGUUGUGAUGGAAAAGACGGCUCCAAAUCUUACAACCAAGGUGCUUCUGGUAAAAGAGGGGGCUCUGGUGGACCGGGAGGAAAUGGUGGCUGUGGAGGUAAUGGCGGCAAUGGUGGAUCCGGAGGAGAUGGAGGAAAUGCAGGUGCUGGUGGCCAUGUCUGGGUUCUAAGUGCAGAUCCUCGAUUAUUGAUGUUAAUUGAACUAGACUGCCGAGCUGGAGUGAAAGGUAAAGGUGGUCAUGGUGGAAAAGGCGGCUCGUACGGCGUCGGCGGUCGAGGUGGAGAUGGUGGUAAGGGUGGUAAGGGUGGUAGAGGCGGACCAGGCGGGCCAGGCGGCUCUGAUGGUGCAGAUGGUGCAGAUGGCGCAGAUGGUGCAGAUGGUGCUGCCGGUAAGCGUGGCAGCUAUGGUUAUGCAGGUGGUGACGGUCCCACUGGUAAGGAUGGUGAUGCUGCAAGCGAUGGUUUAAUUCAAUAUGCUGUAGUGAAUAUAGAUGGUAACGUUAUUGAAAAAGGGAGUGAUAAAUACCAUGCUAGCGUUCUUGGUUACACUAUUACUGAUGAAAACAAUGACGAAAUCUACGAGCCCAACUCAGAUUUUUUUAUUACGAAUGUGAAAUGGACAAAUAAAGGUGCAAUGUCCUUGCCCAGUGGAUCUAUAUUAUCAUUUCCAUCUACAAAAUAUAUUUCUAAUGAUAUCAAAAAUGUUAGUGUAUUGACGGACGCUCGUAUCAAUCAAAUAUUCCUUGACUCUCAUCAAUUUAGAUGUCAUCUGAAUGCCGUUUCAAAUGUUUCAAUCAAUCAACCGUACAUUCAACCUGUAAAAAUAGCAUCAGAAAUAAAUUUAUUAAAUCGUUUAUUCACAUGUAGUCAAGUUUCAACUACUUUAACCUGUCAAUAUCCGAUUCAAAUUACAAAUAUUCAAAUCCCAACAUUUCUGGGUCCCAAUGAGCGAGCCAUCAUAACAAUAAGUUUCGCUAACAUUUCUACACGACCAUACGGUACAUGCUCGGAUUCAGCUGGUUCCAUAGAAUUUAUAUUCUAUGCUCAUUCUUUAAUAAAAGUUUUACCUGCCACUACAGAAUAUUUGUACCAAAUAAUGCCUAAUGGGCAAGGCCGCUAUAAAAUCAAUGAAAAACUGUCACCUAAAUCCACAAAGACUAUUUAUUUUGAGUUUAGUUUAGGUGCAGACGCUUCUCAUCAACUUUAUGAAAGUUUAUUUUGGAAUAUCGAUCUACUUUUACGUAAUACACUAAUUGAAAAACGUACAGAUAGCAUUCGGGUUGUACCGGAAUUUAAUCCAAAUAUUAAAACUGAUGUACUUCUAGUUACGAAUUCUCAAACUAAUCGACUUGAAUACCUUGCAUACCAGAAAUUAUUUCAAUUAUUUAAAUAUUCAAGUCAAAUGUGGGAUAUUGAACGAUAUGGCUCAGUUUAUCAUCCACAGAUACAAUGGUUACAUACAGCAAGUUUGAUUAUUUUUAUUUAUUUAAAUCCUAAAUCAACAUUCAAUAUAAUCAAGUCCCAAUUAUUUUUAGAGCAUAUGAAUUCUUCCGAAAAUGCUGGUUUUAUUUGUAUUGGUACUUGUCUUCCGAAUGAUUUUGAUUUUGCUCUAUUCGAUUACAACAAUUUGCAAUUUAUUGAUAACAAACAGAAAAUUAAAUGUGAAGUUUCCGAUCAUCUUUGGUCAGGCUUUGUAUGCAGACAGCCUGAUGCUAAGAAAUUGAAUGUGAUGGCCAACGAACUUAGAACAAAUUAUGAAAAACAAGAAGAUCAUAAGUUUUUAUAUCAAGUAGUCUACGAUGAUACAACAGAUGCACGUUUCCAAGAUUGUAUGACAGUUGUUUACGGUAAAAAAUAUGUGUAUAAAUCCACUUUGGACUUCCAAGUCGGUAAUCGAUUAAUUUUGGUCAAUAGUGAGUCUCCUUUGUUAACCAAUACUCAUUUACCUUUCAAAUUUCAAGCUCGAUUGAACACAAAUCAACAGAGUGUACUUGUUUCUUCCCAUGAAUAUGAAAUUGGUAUUAAUGAAAUGAAUAACAUAUCACAGAUUGAGGAAGGUAUCAUUCAAGAUGGAAUUCAUCUGAAUUCACAGUUUGGUAGAUUAUUGUGCGCGAUAUUAUUUUAUCAAGGAUUUGAAAAAUCUCUUAUGAUGAUCAGUGAAAAAUUCAAAUUAGCGAGAUGCAUAUUUGUAUCAGAUUCAACUGAAUUCACUUUCAACGAGAUUUUAGUUGGUUUGGCUAUGUCUACUAUUGAGCGCGAAUAUAACCGAGGAUCUCUAGAAUUUCACUCAUCAAAACGAAUAGUAAAUCAAGCAGCUAAUGUAAUUGGCAAAGUAGAAAAUAUUACUAGAAUAAGAAAUCACGGAGAAGAUCAAAAUAAUUGGUUAUAUUUACUAAUUCAAUCAUUAUAUGAAUACAUUGACAGUAAACUUUGUAUCUCUUUUCCUUGGUAUGGCUGUACAAAUAAAGCAAAACAACGCCAAAAAUUACAAGAGAUUUUAAGUAAUUUACUUUCAUUAACCACUCAUGGAAUUCGAAAAAACAAACAACUUUAUCAUGCUGUACAAAAUAUGAGACUACAAAAAUUAGCCAAGCUACAGUUUCCAGCAGCUGAUGCAAGAGAAAAUUGUGCUCGACAAAUAAGAGAAAUUAGAGCGUGGAAAGAAGAACAACACAUUAAGGAAACAAUCAGUAACAGGAAAAGUACUACCGUCAGCUGCUCUAACAACAAUGAAAAAAUGCAAUAA
Molecule: messenger RNA, 3258 nt
Organism: Rotaria sp. Silwood1
Lineage: Eukaryota; Metazoa; Rotifera; Eurotatoria; Philodinida; Philodinidae
Source: the annotation of a GenBank genome assembly